GGCACAUGGCCCGGGCCACGGUAUAAAACCGGCUGCGGCGCCCCCACCCACCCGUGCUCCCCUCCCAGCAGCCUGGUCCAGCCUGUCUUGUUAGCCGGUUGAGAGUUCCGCAAGGCCAGCGCGAUGGCGAACCCCGAGGUCUUCCUGGGCAAAUGGUGCCUGGCCUCCAGCGAGGGCUUUGAGGAAUUCAUGAAAGAAUUGGGUGUGAGCAUGGCCAUGAGGAAGAUGGGAAGUAUGGCCAAGCCAGAUGUUAUCAUCAGCAAGGAUGGAGAUACAUUCACAGUGAAAACAGAAAGUACCUUCAAGACAUCAGAAUUCAGCUUCAAACUGAAUGAGAAAUUCAUGGAGGAUACGAUAGAUGGCCGAAAAACAGAGACCGUUAUAACGUUGGGUGACGAUAAUGUGUUAACCCAGGUCCAAAAAUGGGAUGGUAAAGAGGCCACGAUAACCAGGAAGGUGGUAGAUGGGAAACUGAUUGUGGAAUGUGACAUGAACAAUGUGAAAUGCACUCGAGUUUACAAGAAAGCAUGAAGACCCUGGUCCGCCCUUUAUAUCGGGAGGUGAUUGAUGGACAGUUCAGUUCAAGGCAUAAAGCUAGAAACACUCCGUAUUGUUUCUCAUUUUUGUCUCCCCACAUCCCGAAAGAAUCUGUACUGUAUUCAAUUAAAUUUCCAAUCUGUUAUACAUAUUUUGAGAAGUAUUAAAUUUGAUUAUAAGA
This is a messenger RNA of Sphaerodactylus townsendi, 718 nucleotides long. RefSeq names its product fatty acid-binding protein 5-like. The transcript has 4 exons. Gene Ontology annotation, cellular component: nucleus; cytosol. The coding region runs from base 124 to 531 and encodes 135 amino acids. Gene Ontology annotation, biological process: fatty acid transport. Gene Ontology annotation, molecular function: fatty acid binding. NCBI's taxonomy places the organism in Eukaryota, Metazoa, Chordata, Lepidosauria, Squamata, Sphaerodactylidae. The record is from RefSeq and is a predicted model, not a curated record.